Molecule: messenger RNA, 495 nt
Organism: Porites evermanni
Lineage: Eukaryota; Metazoa; Cnidaria; Anthozoa; Scleractinia; Poritidae
Source: the annotation of a GenBank genome assembly
AUGUCCUGUGUUGAAGCAAACGAUUCUGCACCAUUUAUAAGACGAGUGCAAGUUGGUCCUGAACCAGCAUGUCUAUUGGCCAGCAACAGGCAACUGAACGAUGUAGGGUGAUUUUGUACCGCGCACUUUCUACCCCCUCAGAUACUGUGCAUAAACACAACCUUUAACAUUGGGAACUUUUACGUUACUCCAACUACGUAUAAGCACAGCCUUUUGGUAGACAGGAAAUAUGGAAAGCCACCAACGUUGUUAGGGCCAACAAUGGUUCAUAUGCAGAAGAAGGCAGAAACAUACCAGUACUUCUUAUCGUUACUUGUGUCGCUGAAUACUGACCUCUCAAACGUCCUGGCGAUUGGCUCAGACAGAGACGUUGCUCUUAGGAAAGGGUUUUCCUCUUCAUUUCCCAUUGCUACCAUGGUGUACUGCAAAGGCCACGUAGAGCAAGACAUCCAAAGAAAGUGGGGGGAUCUUGGAGUUGACCAAGCUUGUGAAUGA